Molecule: messenger RNA, 313 nt
Organism: Spirometra erinaceieuropaei
Lineage: Eukaryota; Metazoa; Platyhelminthes; Cestoda; Diphyllobothriidea; Diphyllobothriidae
Source: the annotation of a GenBank genome assembly
AUGGUAGGGUAAGUCCGCUCACUCUGGUAGCCAGGCCAGUUCAUUCUCCCUAAGCUAUCCGAGGAGCAACCGACCAGAGCUGAGGACGGCGCUAGUGGAUCGGGAACUUGCGCGCUACAAGGUUGACAUCGCCACGCUCAAUGAGACUCUGUUCUCUGAACAAGGCCAACUGGAGGAGGUUGGUGCCGGCUACACCUUCUUCUGGAGCGGUCGCCCCAGAGCAGAGCGACGGGACGCGGGCGUCACCUUUGCCAUCUGGAAUGACAUUGUGAGACGACUGCCCUGUCUGCGCGGGGUAUCAACGAUCGUCUGA